GCCUCAGGGCCCCUGCAUAAGGAUGACACGCACGUCACAGAGAACUUGGUGGGCCUAUGGCUCAAGAUUGGAAAACAAGCUGCUGCAUGGAGCGUCGUGGGUUAUGAGCCCAACAUGUCGCUUGUGCGCCGCCGAGACGCCUCCGUGCAGAGACGUGCUGCUAGCGCUGCGGCAGCAGCAAAAGCAGCGGAAGCAGCUGAUGACUUGAUGGAAAGCCUCUUGGAAGACAGCGCCAAGGAAAGGGGGUCAAAAAACCAAAGAGCCUUAGAAAGCGGACCACUUAGGGAGCAUGCCGGUGAAAGAGGUAGAGCUGAGGGUGGGAUGCUAGGGGACUUGGUAGGAAACCCGUUGACCUUAGGCAAUGUUGACCUUGAGGAUAGGCAUGCGGAUCUCAGUUGGGUUCUUCGAGACCUGUUGAUCCUUGGCUUCAUUGUGGACAAGGAGGCCAACCCUCAAAGGGAAGGGAAGGGCACGAGCACCAAAAAACCCAAGGGUGUUGAAUCCGAAAGCGGGUCAAUUUCCAAGAUUGAUACUGGGUUGACGGUACCACCAGGGUUGGAAGAGACCACCAAGGAAACUCAGGACUCAGGAACGGAUCCGGAAGAACGUGACCCAGCUGCUCCUUGGGAUGUUGUGGAUGCCUCUUGGGGGGAGGGUGAUGAAAAACCGAUGGCUGAUGAGAAUGAUGCUGAUGAAUAUGAACCAUCGAUUGCGGACGAUGAGGUCCCCGAAGGUAACAGUGGCGAAGCUGUUCCUAUGGGUCCUCCGGGUGCUUGUGAUGCAUCCGGGGCGGCGGAUUGGCAGAGCGCCUUGGCUUGGCACCAUGGACGUGUCACCAGAUCACUGGCUGCAUGGUUGGAAGUUGUUCCGAUGACCGAACAACUGGGAGCGCAGUGUGCCUUGCAACUUGGCUUACUGCAAGCUGAAAGGAGUGCCUUGGAAAACCAGCUUAGGGUGACUAAGGUGCGGAUGGCGACUGAGGUACCUGUGGACGACCACUUCAACUCCUUCAACCAAGUUGUGGACCUCAUGAAGGCCCUGGCGCGGGCGGCAGCUGAAACUGGCGGGCGGCUGCGGGCGGCUUGCUCGGUGAUGCUGACGGCGCUGACUUCGGCUUGGCGUUGGAUAGCUGCUGGACGUGCCGAGGCAGCUGGGACUGUAGUUGCCCUUGCUGAUCCUGCAAAGGUUGAGAAGAGGGGGGAGGAAGAAAUAAAAAGAGCCAAUGGCCUGAAAAAGAAAACUCAAGAAGCUAGGGAGAACGAACCAGCUCAAAAAAGGAAGGAGGAACCUCCGAGGGUGAAAGGUGCAGUGGAACGUGGUGGAAAGGCGCUUGAACUUGAAGGUAGAAAAAGGCCAGCUGUGUGGCCAACCUCACCUCAAGUGAACCACUGCCCGCAGGGCUGCCCAUCCAACCGGCCGCGACCUGUGCUGAAGGCCAUGGCGUCUACUGCGGCGGCUGCUGCUGCGAGGCCUUGGGAAGGUGGCCGUUUGAUUGCUCCGCCUACUGGCCCCAAGGAUCACUGGAGGGUGAUGGAGGAAGGCGGCGUGAUGUGGAUCUUGAAAUGCCAUGUCAAGCCACGCUGGCAGCCUUUCCACCCCUUGAAGGGUACUUUGCCCUGUGGUGCUGCUGCCGACCUGGAACUAUUGAGGGUGCAGGUUCGUUUUGGACCUACAGGGAACCGGAGUGUCUUAGAAGAUUCCUGGAUGGAUCCGGUCCUGAAGAACCGUGAAGAGAAAUGGACCAGCUAUACGCUGUUCCGAAUGAGGAGAGCACCAACAACGGCACCUACCGCUUCGGGGUCGAGGCUGGGCCCUCGAGCGGGCUACCUGGGGAACUACCAAGGAGAUGAAGGCGGCCACUCCGAUUUGGAAGUCAUGGUGGGCAGGCGAGUCCACAUCCAAGUCAACCGGUCCGCCGGGUCUGAGAGUGGGCCCCGCUUACACAACUAUGCCGAUGUGGGUGAAGCGUUGGGUAUGGGCCCCUAUGUCGGUAUGACUUCACCGACUCCAACCACCGAGUCCUCAAUGGUGCACGGCCCUGCUCGAAGCUUCGCCGCCGAAGACCAACCAGUGGUGAGCCGCAGAAGUGAGACAAGCAGCCGUUACGGAAGACCUCAAUCGAUCCAGGCUCGAGGACAAGCCGUGAUGCCAAGGAGUUUUCGACCUGGGGAAGACCAUGAUUGGGAGCUUGUGACUGAGGAUGAGGCCUCAGGGCCCCUGCAUAAGGAUGACACGCACGUCACAGAGAACUUGGUGGGCCUAUGGCUCAAGAUUGGAAAACAAGCUGCUGCAUGGA
Cladocopium goreaui is the source of this 2296-nucleotide messenger RNA. Lineage: Eukaryota; Dinophyceae; Suessiales; Symbiodiniaceae. The record is from the annotation of a GenBank genome assembly.